Messenger RNA from Aureobasidium pullulans EXF-150, 2524 nucleotides. RefSeq lists its product as uncharacterized. Lineage: Eukaryota; Fungi; Ascomycota; Dothideomycetes; Dothideales; Saccotheciaceae. Gene Ontology annotation, molecular function: hydrolase activity, hydrolyzing O-glycosyl compounds; carbohydrate binding. The record is from RefSeq and is a predicted model, not a curated record. Gene Ontology annotation, biological process: carbohydrate metabolic process. The coding region runs from base 315 to 2294 and encodes 659 amino acids. The transcript has 3 exons.
AUCGUGUCUCUCGGGGGAAGUUGUUGUUUGGCACCGAGAAUAUUGUCGGGACUCGGGACAAAGUGACUCUGCUUCGAUGGUCGCGACGGGGUCCCGACGGGGCAGGGUCGACUGAGGGGUAGCUCGAGUUAGAGGGGCACACAUGUUUACCGUGCAGAUGUUUACCCAGCAGCCUGAGAAUGUGAACGAGCACAGCAGGAGGGGCUCCGUUAUCUUGCAACUUCUGGAGUAUUGCAUCAUGUCCUACUUAUAUCACUCGGGACUCCGAGAACUUGACAAACAUCGCCUCUCGAUCCUUCCACAAGCAGUACAUCAUGUUCGCCAAACAGGAUAACCGCCUUAUCUUCAGCUACGAUGCCGACAAACUCUGGAUCGAGCCUUGGGGCAAGAAUGCUCUUCGCAUUCGCGCGACUCAGCUGAAUCAGAUGCCUCCGGAGAAUUGGGCCCUCGAUGAAGUAUCAGGCUCUAGCGCUGCGGUCGAGAUCGGCGAGAAGUCAAGCUCCUUGACCAACGGCGAAAUCAAAGCCGUGGUCACCGCAAAGGGCAAAUUGACAGUAUACGGUCACGGCGGCAAGAUCAUCCUCGACGAAGCUGUUCGCAACCGUCGUGACGUCCUGGACCCCAAGUGCAGCGCCAUCGACAGAGAAGCCCGAGAAUUCCAGGCUAUUCCAUCCACCAACGAUUACCAUAUUGUCUGGCGGUUAGAGUCGCUCGACAAGGAUGAGAAGAUUUACGGCAUGGGACAAUACCAGCAACCCUACCUCGACCUCAAAGGUCUCGAUCUCGAGCUUGCCCACCGAAACUCGCAAGCCAGUGUUCCCUUCGCUGUGUCUUCGCUCGGAUAUGGACUGCUGUGGAACAACCCCGGAAUUGGAAGAGCUGUCUUUGGCAAGAACAUCAUGUCUUUCGAAGCUUUGAGCUCCACCGUUCUUGACUGUUGGCUGGUUGCAGGUGAGACACCUGCAGAGAUUGUUCAGGCUUAUGCGGGAGUCACUGGAAAAGUGCCCAUGAUGCCAGAGUAUGGUCUUGGAUUCUGGCAGUGUAAGCUCCGUUACCAGACCCAGGAGGAGCUACUUGGGGUUGCAAGAGAAUAUAAAGCUCGCCAACUGCCAAUCGAUCUCAUCGUCAUCGAUUUCUUCCAUUGGCCCUUACAAGGAGAAUGGAAGUUCGACCCGACAUAUUGGCCCGAUCCUGAUGCUAUGGUCCAAGAGUUGAAGGACAUGAACAUCGAGCUCAUGGUCUCAAUCUGGCCCACCGUCGACCGAAGAUGCGAGAACUACGAAGAGAUGGUAGAGAAAGGGCUGUUGAUUCGGUGCGAUCGUGGUACAAGAAUUUCUUUGGACUUCGAGGGCAACACCGUUCACUUCGACGCUACCAACCCCGAGUCAAGAGCAUACGUCUGGAACAAGGCCAAGCAAAACUACUUCUCGAAGGGUAUCAAGACGUUUUGGCUGGACGAAGCAGAGCCGGAAUACUCGAUCUACCACUUCGACAACUGGAGAUACUGGCAGGGUUCAAACGUCAGCAUUGGCAACAUCUAUCCAAAGGAAUACGCCCGUGCAUUUUAUGAGGGCCAAGAAGCGGAGGGUCAGAAGAACAUCGUCAACCUGUUACGGUGCGCAUGGGCUGGUAGCCAGAAGUACGGUGCCUUGGUGUGGAGUGGAGAUAUUGCAUCUUCCUGGUACAGUCUGAAGAACCAAUUUGCUGCUGGACUCAACAUGGGUAUGGCAGGCAUCAGCUGGUGGACCACAGACAUUGGCGGUUUUCAUGGCGGGAACCCAGAUGAUGAAGCCUUCCGAGAGCUGUUCACCAGGUGGUUCCAAUAUGGUGCAUUUUGUCCUGUAAUGCGCUUGCAUGGUGAUCGAGAGCCUCACCAACCUCAACAAGGCACCACCGGUGGUGCGACCUGCUUGUCUGGAGCUCCGAAUGAGGUCUGGUCGUAUGGCCCAGAAGUCUAUGAGAUCUGCAAGAAAUACAUGAAGAUCAGAGAGGAUAUGAGAGACUACACACGCAGCCUCAUGAAGGAGGCUCAUGAGAAUGGCUCCCCAGUCAUCCGACCCAUCUUCUACGACUUCCCCAAGGAUAAGAAGGCCUGGUCGAUCGAAGACCAGCACAUGUACGGACCCAAGUACCUGGUGUCGCCAAUCCUCAACCCUGGUCAGCGAAAGCGUACAGUUUACCUUCCUGCUGGUGCGACCUGGAAAGCUCUUGAUGGCGAUGGGGUUUUCAAUGGUGGUCGCGAGAUUGAGGUCGAUUGCCCUAUGGAGACCAUGCCUGUUUUCGUCAAGCAAUAGAUCAUCGCACUCGAUUUUUAGUGUAGAUAGAAUCUGGUGUUAGAGCAGCAUACCUUAGAUCGAGUUUGUAAUUUGCGAAGCUGGGUUGAAUGAAAUCAUGUUUUAGGGUUGGAUCUAGUAUUUGUGUGGACAGAGUGACCUAGAAAAACGCGUCCACUUGCUUACUCGGCAAAAGACUCAGGUAUCGUUACUGCCUCAAUCUUCUGAAACAGACGGCUCAUGAUUUCUCC